GGCAGCUCCGAGGUGUACCCAGCAUGGGCAGAGGGCUGUCUGGGCCAGAGAUGAAUCCAGCCACGCAAUGAAGCCAGGGGGGUGCUCACAGGACCAGGACGCUGCGCACACAUCUGGGGGGCCUUCUGCACCUUGUCCUGGGCUUUUGGGGCUGCCUCCUGGCGGAGCUCAAGUCCAGGAAUCAGCUGCCUGAGCCACCCGUGGGUGUCCCAGCUGACCGGGGAGAGACAGCCACAUUCCAGGCUCCAGGUUGGCAGGGAAGCUCGGCAGCAAGUUCCAACAGGAGGGCGGCCAAGCUCCGGCAGGCAAGCACUGAGAGGUGGUUCCUCCCCAUCACGGAGGCCCCAGGCUGAGGAGAUGGAAGAACAGGUGUUCAAGGGGGACCCAGACACCCCUCAUUCCAUUUCCUUCUCGGGCAGUGGAUUCCUCUCCUUCUACCAGGCCGGGGCCGUGGACGCCCUUCGGGACCUGGCCCCCCGGAUGCUAGAAACAGCGCAUCGCUUUGCUGGGACAUCAGCAGGUGCUGUGAUUGCGGCCCUGGCCAUCUGCGGGAUUGAAAUGGAUGAGUACCUCCGAGUCCUCAAUGUAGGUGUGGCCGAGGUGAAGAAAUCCUUCCUGGGGCCCCUGUCCCCAUCCUGCAAGAUGGUGCCGAUGAUGAGGCAGUUUCUGUACCAGGUCCUGCCUGAGGACUCCUACAAGGCCACCACAGGGAAGCUCCACGUGACCCUCACCCGCCUCACAGAUGGGGAGAGUGUCGUGGUUUCAGAGUUCACGUCUAAAGAAGAACUCAUCGAGGCCCUGUACUGCAGCUGCUUUGUCCCUGUGUACUGUGGCCUCAUCCCCCCAACUUACCGUGGUGUGCGGUACAUCGACGGGGGCUUCACGGGCAUGCAGCCCUGCUCCUUCUGGACCGACUCCAUCACCAUCUCCACCUUCAGCGGCCAGCAGGACAUCUGCCCCCGGGACUGCCCAGCCAUCUUCCAAGACUUCCGCAUGUUCAAUUGCUCCUUCCAGUUCUCCCUGGAAAACAUCACCAGGAUGACGCAUGCCCUGUUCCCUCCGGACCUGGUGAUCCUGCAUGAUUACUACUACCGAGGGUACGAAGAUGUCGUUUUAUACCUGAGGCGGCUGAACGCUGCUCACCUUAAUUCUCCCUCCAAGAGAGUGAUUUUCCCCCGGGUUGAAGUCUACUGCCAGAUAGAGCUCGCCCUGGGCAAUGAGUGCCCUGAACACAGUCAACCAAGCCUUCAAACAGAGCAGGCCAGUCUGGAAGAAUCUGUACAACUUCACACACCAGGGGCUCCCAAAGAGGAGAGAAGGGGUCACCACGGUCCACCUGUGUCCCCAUCUGUGCAGACACCUGAGUCACCUGAUUCUCCACCUGUCUCUUCAUUUGAGCAGUCACCUGUAUCGCCACUUCCCUCUUCACCAUCACGUCCUCCAACUGACGUGCCACCUAUAUCCCUCCCAGCUGUGCACUCGCCACCCAGCUCAACACCUGGGCCGUCACCCGUAUCACCACAGCAGCAGAUACAACCGUCGGGAUCACCACCCAGAUCCCCACCCUCCCAGUCAUCUGUGUCACCCAGGCCAUCCCUGGGGCCUUCAGGGGUGGGGGCGCCUCAAACAUUGCCCCCAUGUUCUCCUUCGGCAUCACCUGCACAGCUACCUGUGGAGGAACUGGGCCCAGAACAGCCCCAAGCUCUCCCUGCUUCUUCAAAUCCAGACAGCACCGUGCCUCUGGUCAAUGCGAAGGAAACCACCAGCGAGCCUUAUGCAGUGGAGAGUCCUGCUGAAGACUUCAAUUGGGUGAGCAAGAUAUUCAAGAAGAACAAACAAAAGACGAGUGGCACCAGAAAGGGCUUCCCAAGACAUCCCCGAUCCGAGAAAGCAGGCAGCAAAGCGCAGUCUGCUCCCUGCCCCUUCGACGUCUCUCUGCUCUCCACUUCUGAGAGUGUCACCCACCGGCCUCCUCCCAGCCGGAUCCAGGACUACAGCUGCCUUGAGGGUGGAACUCCCCAGGGUCUCCCUGCAGGCCAGGCACUGCCUGCCCUGCCCUGGGAUGCUGUGGUGACUCCUGAGCCCCGUAAACCCAGCUUCCUAUCCACCCCCACCUGCUGUUCGCUGGGCACAGUCAGGGCCAGCACUCCAUCUAAUGCCUUGUCCCCUGAGAAAACAGCACCCCUUCCUUGGGAACUUGACUGCCAGCUGCUAGAAGAUUGUCACAGUAUAUGAUUUUGUUAGGACAAUUGACUGCCAACUACUGGAAAUCUUUGAGUGACAUACUAAGCUGCAGAACUACAUGAAUAAUACACACAAAACUGUACAAAUAACAUACCACAUAAGUGUGUCUAGGAAGUGCCUGCCUCUUUGCAGUGGCGGGAUAUCCUUGUACAGUGUGCAUUCUGCACUGCUGUACUGAGCACCCUGGAGGCCACAUCACCUCUUCCCCCUUCCUGAAAAACCAAAUAUUAACUGGACUUUUGUAAACUGAA
This is a messenger RNA of Equus quagga, 2495 nucleotides long. It is a transcript of the gene PNPLA1, whose product is annotated as patatin like phospholipase domain containing 1. Gene Ontology annotation, cellular component: lipid droplet; cytoplasm; membrane. The record is from RefSeq and is a predicted model, not a curated record. Gene Ontology annotation, biological process: lipid homeostasis; triglyceride catabolic process. Lineage: Eukaryota; Metazoa; Chordata; Mammalia; Perissodactyla; Equidae. Gene Ontology annotation, molecular function: triacylglycerol lipase activity.